AUGUCUUCUCCCGCCUGGUCACCCGACUCCUGGCGAUCAAAACCCAUCAAGCAAGCGCCGGGCUACCCGGAUGAAGCCGCGCUCAACAAGUCAGUCAAGGAACUUUCACGCCUUCCGCCCAUUGUUCACCCCAAGGAGAUUGUUGCAUUGAAACAGCAUCUCCGCGAUGUGGCCCUCGGUGAGGCCUUCCUGCUGCAGGGCGGCGACUGCGCCGAGCUUUUUGACUACUGCGAGCCCAACGCCAUCGAGUCGAAAAUUAAGUUACUCCUACAGAUGAGUCUGGUUCUUGUCUGGGGCGCCGACAAACGCGUUGUGCGCAUUGGACGCAUGGCCGGUCAGUAUGCGAAGCCAAGGUCAAGCCCGACGGAGAUUGUCGACGGAGUGGAGCUUCCGUCGUUCCGGGGAGACAUCCUCAACGGCUUCCACGUCGACGAGCGCGACAUUGACCCCCAGAGACUCGUCAAGGCCUACCAAUACUCGUCAGCAACUCUCAACUACGUCAGAGCAUGCCUCUCGUCAGGCAUCGCAGAUCUCCACAGGCCGCUUGACUGGGGCCUGGGCCACGUUCGGGACCCCGAGCUGAAGAGAAAGUACUCCGAGGCCGUCCUCUCUCUCACUGACAUGCUCCGCUUCCUCCACACGAUUGGCGCCGACAGGAGCGACAAGAUGGACACGGUCGACCUCUUCACGAGCCACGAGGGUCUGCUCCUCGAGUACGAGCAGCCGCUGACCCGCCUGCUGGAGACGCCGGCGCCGCGCCCCACAACCAAUGGCGCCCGAGACGGCAACGGUAGCACCAAGGCCGCCGAGACGAAGAAGGAGUACUACGACACGUCGGCCCAUUUCCUGUGGAUUGGCGACCGUACGCGACAGAUCGACGGCGCCCACGUCGAGUUCUUCCGCGGCAUCGCCAACCCCAUCGGCAUCAAGGUCGGCCCCACCACGCCGACCGACGACCUGCUCGCCCUGCUGCGCACGCUCAACCCGGACUGCGAGCCCGGCAAGAUCACGCUCAUCACGCGCUACGGCGCCGCCAAGGUGCGCUCGCUGCUGCCGGCGCACAUCCGCGCCGUCGAGGACAGCGAGUACAACCGCUGCGUCGUCUGGCAGUGCGACCCCAUGCACGGCAACACGCUGUCGACGGGCAGCGGCAUCAAGACGCGCCGGUUCCGCGACAUCUUUGAGGAGCUGCAGGAGACGCUGCACAUCCACAAGGAGCAGGGCAGCUACCUCGGCGGUGUGCACCUGGAGCUCACUGGCGAUGCCGUCACGGAGUGUCUGGGCGGCAGCGAGGGUUUGGAUGAGGACGACUUGUCGACGAACUACACGAGUUUCUGUGACCCGAGGCUGAACGAGAAGCAGGCGCUCGAAUUGGCUUUCCUCAUUGCGGACCACUACAGAAACGAGAGACGACCGGUUUUGUGA
This is a messenger RNA of Colletotrichum spaethianum, 1425 nucleotides long. Its product is annotated as phospho-2-dehydro-3-deoxyheptonate aldolase. The coding region runs from base 1 to 1425 and encodes 474 amino acids. The transcript is spliced from 2 exons. The record is from RefSeq and is a predicted model, not a curated record. Gene Ontology annotation, biological process: aromatic amino acid biosynthetic process. Gene Ontology annotation, molecular function: 3-deoxy-7-phosphoheptulonate synthase activity. NCBI's taxonomy places the organism in Eukaryota, Fungi, Ascomycota, Sordariomycetes, Glomerellales, Glomerellaceae.